Danaus plexippus (monarch butterfly) is the source of this 1851-nucleotide messenger RNA. RefSeq names its product retinaldehyde-binding protein 1. Gene Ontology annotation, cellular component: membrane. The record is from RefSeq and is a predicted model, not a curated record. Gene Ontology annotation, molecular function: phosphatidylinositol bisphosphate binding. NCBI's taxonomy places the organism in Eukaryota, Metazoa, Arthropoda, Insecta, Lepidoptera, Nymphalidae. The transcript is spliced from 6 exons. Bases 166 to 1044 code for a protein of 292 amino acids.
CUCCUGGGGGCACAAAGCGUUAUCACGAGUCUAUAUAAGAGCUUGUGAAGUGCGCGGGCGCACACUCGCUUCGUACCGGCCUGUGCUGCGCUGACGAUCUUCAGCCCCUGUAAUAUUAUAACCGACGCGCGUAUUUCCACGCGCGAGUGAGAUAUAAUUGCCAAGAUGAGCAGCCCUAGCGAUUUUAGAAUCGAAAGAAAUGUCGAGCUAUCAGAGGAGACGAAGGAGAUCGCUGAACGCGAACUCCGGGAGACUCCUGAGCGUGUUCGGGAAGCUUUGGAAAGACUGAGAGAACUGUUGAAAGAGAACAAAGACAUUUAUUUCGGAGAUGAAGACGAGAUAUUGACAAUAUUUCUCCGACCUUGCAAAUGGUACCCCGAGAGCGCUCUGGCUUUGAUGCGUCGGGCUGCUGAUUUUAAGCGCGACAACGCGAGCUUGUUGGACGGUUUACUGCCAGAACACGAGAAGGAGGCUUUCCUGGAGCACAAAGUAGUAAACGUCAUGAAGGGUCGUGAUGAUAAAGGAAGAAGAGUGCUCAUUGUCAACGUUGGAGGUAGCUGGAACCCCAAAAAGGUGACGGCGGAUCAACUGUUCAGGUUAUUCUAUUUAAUUCACGAAGCUGCCAUGUUGGAACCGGAGUCCCAAGUCCGAGGAACAGUCGUCAUUAUGGACUUCCACAAAAUGGGCAUGAGUCAGACGAUGGGUCUAACGCCGGCGUUUUCUAAACGUCUGCUCACUUUCAUCCAGGACGCGUUGCCUCUUAGAUUGAAGGAGGUGCACUUCGUUAAGGAGCCCAUGAUCUUCAACAUGGUUUGGAAGCUGUUCAAGCCUUUGAUCAGGGAAAAGUUGAAGGGCAGGAUCUUCUUCCACGGCAGCAACAUGUCAUCUCUACAUAAGCAUUUGGCUCCGAGUCAUUUGCCCGCGGACUACGACGGUGUCCUGGGCCCCAUAGACUACUCGGGCGCCGACUGGUACCCCGUCGUCAACGAGGUGCUCCCGCACAUACAGAACUGGAACUCGUACGGUUAUGUCAAGAAGGAAUGAUUAGCAUUUAUCUAUGGAUAUAUUUAGUCCUCGACUGAUGACCGUCUGCCGUGGAGUAUGAGCGAAUUUUUACACUUAUAAGAUAUAAUAGACGUAGUUAGGUAUAUAAUGUGUAUUGAAUGUAUUGAUAUUAAAACUUUAUUUUAUAUUGUGGUACAAAUCAUCGUAAAUACUAUUUAUUAAUCAAAUUGCGUGUUGUUGAAGUCGGGUCAUGUCGUUGUUACGCGAUUUGGUCUGUGUAAGUGUCGCUCGGUAACAGUUUUUAAAUUUCGUUUUAUUUUUAAUUGUUAUAUUUUUUUUUUAUCUUAAAUCACGUCAUUUAUAAAUGAACCUUGUAAACAAUAAUUCAAUAAACGCAUCCGUCUUCAUAUCUUUCCGAAGAUAAGUAUGAAUAAUUCAAAUGGAAUAUUGAACGAAUAUAACUUAUCUUUGUUUUUUUUUUUUGUUUUGUUUUGUUUGAGCGAAAUUCAUGACAUUCAAAUAAUAGAUAAAUAUCCAUAUUAGUGACAUUUCAAUCGAGGCUGUGAAUGUUAGACGCGUGUUCUGUUGAUGUUGUAUAAGGUGUUCGAUUCGAGAGACUUUUCUACGUGCUUGAUAAAUAUAUGACUACCCCAAAGACGAGUAAAACAACCGAAUUAUAAUCGAUGAGAAUGAUAGUACAUUCCAAUUGACAUUGGCUAGUGAGAACCAAAAAACUUUACAGUAACUUGCUCAAACGUUGGUCAUAUCUUAACGUCGACGCGUGAGGAUUCGUCGUUAGAUGUUUUGAUGAUUUAUUAAUAAAGAGUAAUUUUAUAUGAAUGAAAA